Molecule: messenger RNA, 1369 nt
Organism: Haemorhous mexicanus (house finch)
Lineage: Eukaryota; Metazoa; Chordata; Aves; Passeriformes; Fringillidae
Gene: SPATA2L
Product: spermatogenesis associated 2 like
Exons: 2
Coding region: 1-1212 (403 amino acids)
Cellular component (GO): cytoplasm
Source: RefSeq, a predicted model, not a curated record
AUGUGUGCAGGCUCGGCGCUGCGGCAGGAGCACCGGCAGGACUACGGGCAGGAAUCGCGGCACGAGUUCCACCAGGAGUACCGCCGCUCUCUGGAGAGGGAGUUCGGCCCCGCCGGGACCUGCCCCGGCCCCGCCGUGGCGGAGCGGCUGCGGCAGCGGCUGCAGCAGGAGCCGGCACUGCUGGAGGCCCUGCAGGAGGACGCCCUGGCACUGCUGGCCCGGGGGCUGCGGGACCACCCCGACCCCGGGCUGGCGCUGCGAGGCCUGGCCAGCGCCUUCCGGCUGCUGGAGCUGGCGGCCGUCAACCUCUACCUCUUCCCGUGGCGCCGGGAGUUCGGGGAUGUUGUGGGGGUUCCCAGACACCUCCAGCCACGCUCCCCGCUCUCCUUGCAGACCUUCUCCGGCGCCUACGUGCACCUGCUGCGCCCAGCGCUCCCUGAAGCCGACCUGGUGCGGAGUUUGGGCCGACUGGGCUACGAGCGGCAGGACCGGCACCGCCUGGCCGUGGGCCGGCUGCCCCCAGGGCCUGCGCUGAUCGCCGCCGCUGUCGGCUUCCUGGCCUGCCGCCUGGAGUGUGAGAUCCUGGCAGAGCUGGCACUGCAGCUGCGGCGGCCCCGCGCCAAGGAGCUGCUGGAGGCACGGCACCGGGACGGGGGUGCCAAGGGGUGCCCCGAGACACUGCAGGACCUGGGGACGCAGCGCAGGGCAGCUGCCGACUGUGAGGAUGGUGUGGAUCUCUACCAGGAGAGGCCAGACAGCCCUGAGGACAGGGGCAGCAUGGACACAGGCCCCCCAGCGCUGUGGAGGGACGCUCAGGACGUGCCCAUGAAGGGCUGGGGCCGCUGUGACAGCACGCUUGGGCCAGAGCCUGGGGGCAGCAUUGGUCUGGACACCUCCUCUCCUCUCUUCCCGGAGCCGGAGCUGGUGGGGACCGGCAGAAGUCCCCAGGCACUGGGGGAGCCCCGGGCUUCCCCCCAGGCCACGCCAGAGCUGCCCUGCUACCAGCUGCACUCGUGCCUGCAGCGGGGCAUGCUGCCCUCGUACUGCUGCAGCACGUGCCGGCAGCUGCACGGCGGCGGCUGCGCCGUGGGCCGCGCCUGCCGCAGCCGGCACCGCGGGCAGGAGCUGCGCGGGGAGCGGCAGCAGCGCCUCUGGCUGCAGCGCACCGAGCUGGACAUGCUGCUGGCCGAGGGCUCUGCACCCCGCUCCUGACAUGGCCCUGCUGCCCCCGGGGAGGGAGGCACGGCCGCUGCUUGGCACGAGGACCCGGACUCGUCAGCUGCCAAGACAGAGGUGCCUGGGCCCUGCUCCAGCCCAGGCACUGCUGCUGUAAAUUAUUCUGUGCAUCAGUAAAGUGGCUGCCUCAGCA